Messenger RNA from Lynx canadensis (Canada lynx), 4698 nucleotides. It is a transcript of the gene STRIP2, whose product is annotated as striatin interacting protein 2. Gene Ontology annotation, biological process: cytoskeleton organization. Gene Ontology annotation, cellular component: cytosol. Lineage: Eukaryota; Metazoa; Chordata; Mammalia; Carnivora; Felidae. The transcript is spliced from 21 exons. The coding region runs from base 21 to 2525 and encodes 834 amino acids. The record is from RefSeq and is a predicted model, not a curated record.
UAGCCGCUGAGUAGGGUGGCAUGGAGGACCCCGCGGCGCCCGGGGCCGGAAGCGCGUCCACCAAUGGCAACGGCAACGGCGGCGGCAAAGGGAAGCAGACGGCACCCAAGGGCCGGGAAGCGUUCAGAAGCCAGCGGCGGGAGUCGGAGGGCUCUGUGGACUGCCCCACUCUGGAAUUUGAGUAUGGAGAUGCAGAUGGGCACGCAGCAGAGUUGUCAGAAUUAUAUAGCUACACUGAAAACCUGGAAUUUACCACUAACAGGAGGUGCUUUGAAGAAGAUUUCAAGACUCAAGUGCAGGGCAAGGAGUGGCUGGAAUUGGAGGAAGAUGCUCAGAAGGCCUAUGUGAUGGGACUCCUAGACCGACUGGAGGUGGUCAGUAGGGAACGGCGACUGAAGGUGGCCCGAGCUGUUCUCUACCUGGCCCAAGGCACUUUUGGGGAAUGUGAUUCAGAGGUCGAUGUGCUACACUGGUCCAGGUACAACUGCUUCCUGCUCUAUCAGAUGGGGACCUUCUCGGCCUUCCUGGAGCUGCUCCACAUGGAAAUCGACAACAGCCAGGCCUGUAGCAGUGCUCUUCGGAAACCAGCCAUCUCCAUUGCUGAUAGCACAGAGCUCAGGGUGCUGCUGAGUGUUAUGUACCUAUUGGUGGAAAAUAUCCGCCUGGAGCGAGAGACAGACUCCUGCCGGUGGAGGACAGCACGAGAGACCUUCCGCACUGAAUUGAGCUUCUCCAUGCAUAAUGAGGAGCCUUUUGCCCUUCUGCUUUUCUCCAUGGUUACCAAGUUCUGCAGCGGCCUGGCUCCCCACUUCCCCAUAAAGAAGGUCCUGCUUUUGCUCUGGAAGGUAGUCAUGUUUACCCUCGGUGGAUUUGAGCAUCUACAGGUUCUCAAAGUACAGAAGCGGGCAGAACUGGGGCUGCCUCCACUGGCUGAAGAUAGCAUCCAGGUGGUGAAGAGCAUGCGUGCCGCCUCCCCACCCUCUUAUACCCUCGACCUGGGGGAGUCUCAACUGGCACCACCACCCUCUAAGCUACGAGGCCGUCGUGGUUCUCGAAGGCAACUCCUCACUAAGCAAGAUAGCCUGGACAUCUACAAUGAAAGAGAUCUCUUUAAGACUGAGGAACCAGCCACAGAGGAGGAAGAGGAGUCUGCUGGUGAUGGAGAACGAACCUUAGAUGGAGAGUUAGACCUGCUAGAGCAAGACCCCCUGGUGCCACCUCCACCUUCACAGGCACCCCUUUCUGCUGAGCGGGUGGCCUUUCCCAAGGGCCUACCUUGGGCCCCAAAGGUCAGACAGAAGGACAUUGAGCACUUCUUGGAGAUGAGCAGGAACAAAUUCAUCGGAUUCACUCUGGGGCAGGACACAGACACCUUGGUUGGAUUACCCAGGCCCAUCCAUGAGAGUGUGAAGACUUUAAAGCAGCACAAGUACAUCUCCAUUGCAGAUGUUCAGAUCAAGAAUGAGGAGGACCUGGAGAAGUGCCCCAUGUCUUUGGGGGAAGAGGUGGUACCAGAGACACCAUGUGAAAUCCUCUACCAAGGCAUGCUCUACAGCCUCCCCCAGUACAUGAUUGCUCUGCUUAAGAUUCUACUGGCUGCAGCCCCCACCUCCAAGGCUAAGACAGACUCUAUCAAUAUCCUGGCUGAUGUCCUGCCUGAGGAGAUGCCCAUCACUGUUCUCCAGAGCAUGAAGUUGGGAAUCGAUGUGAACAGGCACAAGGAGAUCAUCGUAAAGAGUAUCUCUGCUCUGCUCCUGCUACUCCUCAAACACUUCAAACUGAACCAUAUCUACCAGUUUGAAUAUGUAUCACAACAUUUGGUAUUUGCCAACUGCAUUCCUUUGAUCCUGAAGUUCUUCAAUCAAAAUAUCUUGUCCUACAUCACUGCCAAAAACAGCAUCUCAGUCCUGGAUUACCCUUGCUGUACCAUCCAGGAUUUGCCGGAGCUUACUACAGAGAGUCUGGAAGCUGGAGACAACAACCAGUUCUGCUGGAGGAACCUCUUUUCCUGCAUCAACCUUCUGAGGCUGCUCAAUAAACUGACCAAAUGGAAGCAUUCCAGAACCAUGAUGCUGGUGGUAUUCAAAUCAGCUCCAAUCUUAAAGCGGGCCCUCAAGGUCAAACAGGCCAUGCUGCAACUUUAUGUUCUGAAGCUGCUAAAAAUACAGACCAAGUACUUGGGGCGCCAGUGGAGAAAAAGCAACAUGAAAACCAUGUCAGCCAUCUACCAGAAAGUACGCCACCGCAUGAAUGAUGACUGGGCUUAUGGGAAUGACAUCGAUGCCAGGCCAUGGGACUUCCAAGCAGAAGAAUGCACUUUGAGGGCCAACAUUGAGGCUUUUAACAGCCGCCGGUAUGACAAACCCCAGGACUCUGAAUUUUCACCUGUGGAUAACUGCUUGCAGAGUGUGCUGGGGCAGAGGUUGGAUCUGCCUGAGGAUUUCCACUAUUCAUAUGAGCUCUGGCUGGAGAGAGAGGUGUUUUCACAACCCAUCUGUUGGGAGGAGCUGCUCCAGAAUCACUGAUUGAGCUCUUAAAAAGCAUAUGAUAGAUGGGGGUUGGCUCCAAUAAAUGGUGCUCUGCCUACCCUGCCCAUUUGGCCUUUGUUUCCAGCCCUGGGAGUGUUUGUCUAGGGAAGAGCUGGCCUAGCCCAAGGACAUCCAGUGUAGUGCAGGGCCAUUCUUGGGGCUUUGGGCCUGGAGAUAGUGCAUGGGUAGGAUCCUGAGUCACAACAAAUUGGUCAACCUGCCCUGGGGUGGGUUGGAUGCCCAGGUAGCCUUGAAAAUCUGCUGGAUCAGUCCUGGACAGGCUCUUUUGUGGGACCGCUCCCUGCUUUAGUGUUGCCUAGAACCAGCCUAGCCUUUGCUGGCCCCAAGAAUGAGAAUAAGUUUAUUAUGGUAUUUAACUCAUGAUAUUCAUCAUAGGUAAUGGGAGGUGCAAGUCAUGAAAUAGGGAGAACAUUUCCUUGUUGCUCACGCUGGAUUCCAAGGACUUAUGAGAGGUUUGGCAAAACCAACUUUGAAAUUAAGUCUGUAUUUUAAAUUUAAAAUUUUGACACCUCUUUCUAAAAUUAUUAUCUCAAAGAUGAUUUUAGAGCACCUGCACCUUUGUGGAGGACGAUGAUUUACUAUUACCUAAGUACUGCAUGUUAUAGUAAGGUAUAUUGUGUAAAGUGUUUUUUCUCUACUCCCAAAGACAUCUGUGUUGAAUCUGGAAAUUAUCUUUUUGUGUAUUCCUGUAUAGUGCAUGGAGUGCUCUGCCACAGCCAAUAUGAAAUAGGCCUCCUCUAAGGAUGUAUCAUGUUUUUCUGAAACUACUUCAGUCUUCAAAUGAUGGAGUACACUGUAGAAAAUUAUCCUUUUCAUCCAAUUCACUUUUUAAAUGACAAGUAACUACAGGAGGUUUUAUUUAUUGAGAUGGCAUGUCCAUUUGUGCUCGUGAUCGAUUUAUUUUUUAAUUGAAUAGAAUAGCAAGAGCAUCACAGCUUACCAUUUUUCAUCUCCUAUGUUGAUUAAUGAUUUUUUUCCCUUUUUACUGCUAGUGGUUCCAAAGUGUCAUGUGGAGAUUUAGCAAUACUGUUUCUAUCUAAAAGUAUUGCACAUUUCUUUGAAAAUAUAGGGGUUGAUGUACCAACCUCUUUAAACUUCUUUUACAGCAAAAUCACAUACUUCUCAACAGAAACAAGGUUUUUAGAAAAGCUUCUGAUUCAAUCAGGAUCAUUUUAUUUCUCUUCUGUCCCCACAGUUAUGUUACCUAUAUUUUCACGCUUUUUUAUUUUAAAUGCCCUCCCUACUGAUAUGGACACUACUGAAUCUUUUUUAUGAUAGCACCAGGCCACUUAAAUUGCACCGGAGGUCUAGUAAAAAUAUGAUUAUUUACUCUGUCAACCACAGUCUCAUUUGGAAGUCAUGAUACAGUUACCAAUGAUAUCCAAAGGAACUAAACCAGAAUUCUAACCAAAACUUGGAUUUCGCCUCUUUGUGCUGUAGGGUAGCAGCUUUCUGUUUUUAUGGAAAGGUCAUGAAGAAUGUUUAAGUAAUGGAUGACACUUCUUAAAACAAUUUGUAAAGUUUACCUAAAUAGGACAGCUAUCCUUACUGCAAUCAAAAUAAUUUACUGAGCAUAUCGUAUAUGAACCUUAUUAAUCAUUUUAGUGUGGUUCAACUGAAAAGACAAUUUUCAAGGAAAGAGCAGUCAUCAAUCUAUUUCUCUUAAAGCCAUAUAGUAUUUAAUUUGUGUCAAGAACAAAUAAGUUGCCCUUUUAAAAAUAUGCACAUGAAUGCUUUCUGAGGCAUAUAAGUAUGCUAAGCUUUAACAUUUCAUACUUUUUUUACAAAUCUUCUCUAAGGGAAGAUUAAUUCUCAGUGCAGAUGGAGAAACUGAGACACCAAGAAAAGUGAUUAGUUUCCAAUCACAACAUUUUUUUCGCUGACUUGCUGGGAUAGCAUUCAGGGUAUUGAUAGCCAGCCCCAUAUGUUAAACUGAUUUGAAUCUUCUAAUCUGAGAACCCUUGUGUGUGGUCAGGAAUAAAUUCAGAUUAACUAGCCUCUAAUGGUGAUUACUGUUACUACUUAGAAGAACAUUAUUUGAGUGAUUUAUAGAGGAUUUUUAUUUGUGAGUAUUUCAGUAAAGUUGUGUUAAUUGUUGUUAACAUUGUUUAUCUACUAAAGCACUUUAAUAAAAAGAAAUUGAACUGGA